GCUCUCCCCACUCCUAGUCACAUCUACUUUUUUUUCAGUGUCCAAGUGCUUUCAGUGUGCGUGUGUGUGUGCGAUUGCUGGUGUGUGUGUGUGUAUGAGUUUGCGUGUGUGCGAGUGUGAUUUUGGUUUGUGUGGCAGCAGGAAUAAUAACAAACACACUCAGUUAACUCUGUCACAAAAACGAAGAAAUGCGAAAUUGCAGCGAAAUGUUCACACACAGCUGAUCGAUUGCAACUCUGCGUGAUCCCGUUAUGGCUUUUUUUUUGUUAACGUUGUCUAUACUAUGUGUGUGCGUGAGUGUUUAUUAUGUCUUUAUUUUUUUUGUUAUUUUUCGUGUAUUUCUUUCAGUUGUUUCGUUUGUCAAGUGCUAUUGCUCUCUCACUCUGAGUCAGCAGCGAAUGUCAAGCGGAGGGUUGUUUUUUUCGUUUUUCUUUAACGUGCCGCUCCCCUUCCGCCCUCGCACACCCCGCUCGUGCUCGUCACUAUCCACUCUCCACUCCACUUUCCACUCUCCACGCUCCUUGUGUUGCCUUCACAAAAACUUCACUUCCAACAACCACUUGCCGUUGUCGUUCCCGUCGACGUCAUCGCAGCCAUACAACAAACCGCCGAGACACCAACCCCCACUCCACCCCACCCCUAAUGUCAUUGGCACUUGUUUACCGUUAUUCUGUGUGCCUUAAAGUUGCGUGAAAACAAAGAAACCUUGAAGAGCCGUUAAUAAACUAUAGAAAUAAUAUUAGAAAAAAUGAACGGAAGAAAUAUAAAAAUAUUGAACUAAGACAAUAAGUGAUCUGAGAACAUCGAGAGAAGUGCGAACUGCGCUGAAAAACGUUGCACUCACCACCGCCUCACGCUCACCGCCUUCACCGCUCACCGCUCGCCCGCUAGUUCACCGCUAAUGCCACCGCCCACCACCACUAGAACUACUAAAACAACUACUUUCACCACAACCACUAACCACCACCACCAACCAAGAACCAAGAACAAAUAACCAAUAACCAACCACAACCACCAACUGUCAGCCUAAAUCACUUCGCAAUAAACAGUAAACAGUAAAGAGUAAACAGUAAACAAUAAAAGAAGACAACAAUCAAAAGAAAAGAAAGAAAGGCAGAGCCCAGAGCCCAGAUUCCGUGUCCACUUUGUCGUUCCAAAAUGUUGUCGUCAGUCGAAAAAUCCCCAGGCAAAACUCCCAUUGACCACCAAGCACAUGAGCUUGUGGCUAAAGGUGUCUUCGGCAUCGACUUGUUUCAUGUUGUAAUUCGAGGACUUUCGUUUAUUGGCAACAAUAAUGGUCAGCACAACAUUGACGACACUGGCUGCUGGACAAACAACUAGUAGCAGUAAUCAUCAUCACCACCACCAUCACCACCAGCCGCAGCAGCAGCAGCAUCAGCCGCCGCAGCAGCACCAACAGUCGCAGCAGCAGCAGUUGCAAUACCAGCGACUGCAGACCCACGCAGCAGCAGCAGCCACUGCGAGCCAGCAACGCAGCAGCUUCUACGCGCUGAACGGCAGCCUUGAUCACGACUGCGACGGCAGCAACUCAAACUACCAGCAGCAGCAGCAACAGCCGCAACCGCAGCUGAACCUGUCGCAGGCGCUGCUGUCACCAUCGCCGCCACUCAACGAUCAGAUCAGCCUGCUCUUCCCCAAGUGCCGACCCAAGCAACAGCAGCAGCAGCAGCAGCAGCACGCAACCCAGCAGCAGCAACAGCAGCAGCGACAUGAGCUCCUGGCAGACGUGAUUCUCAACAACAGCAGCAGCAGCAACCGGAGCAACAGUCCCAUUUCGGCGGCCAUUCCUACGGAGGAGAAGCCGCUGGCCAGUCCGCCGCCCCUAGUUACGCCCCUGAUCACUCCUGCGAGCAACAACACGCCGCCCAGCUACUACAAGAGCGUCAAUAUCAUUACACAGUCACCGCCACCGCACUCGGCCUCGUCGCACUCAUCGGAAUCGCUGUCCUCGGUCACGCCGCGCAUCUCCACGAAUCCCUUCCUGUGCGCCCCACUGACGCCGCCCACGCCGCCGGACGACGAGGAGCCGGAGCUGGAUAACGCCGGCGGAGAAUCCGCCGUAGAGCUCAGCAACAGGAGCCGGAGCAGGAGCGGAGCGGCAGCCCCCAGCGAGGAGCCCGAUUAUCCUUCAUCCUUCUACUACCACCACACCGUCGUGGGGGAUAGCCGGCGUGGCACCGGCGGCUACGCGGAGAUGCCGCGCAAAAGGAGCGCCAACCUGGCCGCCACCAGCAGGCAGCAGCAGUUGAAUAAUGGGAACGGAGCAGGCAGUGGCAGCCAGAAUCCUUUUAUCAAGGAGAACUAUUGGGAGGCGCCACCCACCAGAGCUAGCUCCCUACUCCACUCGCCCACGGAGUAUGCCGAGGAGCAGCAGCAGCAGCAGCAGCAACAGCAUCAGCAGCAGCAACAGCAUCAGCAGCAACAGCAUCAGCAGCAGCAACAGCAUCAGCAGCAGCAUCAUCAGCAACAACAGCAGGCUCAGCAUCUUCAUGCCUCUGCCAGACGAGCUUACCACCAGCAGCGGGAACAGGCUUAUGGAUUGGGCCAGAGAACGCAGCAACAGCAGCCGCAGGCUCAAUUGCGGGUGGGCAGGAGUCCGGUGAAUCGCAACAGCUUCCCGCAGCAGCAACAGGUGGCCAACGCAUCCGCCAACACUAAUCCCUGCGCCGAUGGACUGACUCCGCUGGCCAGUCAUUAUCUAUAUGGCAGCAAGUCAUCGCUGGAUCAACAUGCCGGCGACUGGGAGCCCCGGGAGCAGCGCAAGCUUAGGCUGCGCGAGGAGCGAGAGCGGGAAAGAGAAAGGGACAGGGAGCGGGAGAGGGACCGCGAACGGGAGCAUCUUAUUUUGGAGCAGCAGCAGCAGAUGCAGAUGCAGGAAGUGCAUGCGGCGAGGGAGAACCACCUUAGCCAUCUGGCAGGUCAGCAGCAAAGGAAGCGACAUGGACAUGGCGAGGAGCGGGAAAGAGAGCGAGAGCGAGAGCGGGAACGAGAUCAUCGUCUGGUCAAUGGCAAUGCGGAUCCCAACGAGAGCUGGCAGCAUCUGCGUGUGACGACGGAGAACCAGGCGGCGGAGGAGAACAGCAAGCCCAGCAAGCUGACCUCGGACAAGUCCCAGCUUCAGAUGCUCAACCAGGCCAGCCAGAGUCACAACCAGAUCCAGAUCCAGAGCCCGGAGGCCAGCAAUGUCUACAGGGAGCACAAGCUGGAUGCCUGGCAGCUGGAGCGCAACUUCACGCUGACCGUGGAGUCGCGCCAUGGCAUCAUAGAAUACGAAGGCUCACCGCGGCGCAUUGGAGUGACCACUAACAACUUGGUUGCUGCAGCAGCAGCAGCGGCGGCGGCUCAAGCAGCAGCGGACGAAAGCGAACCACCAGCCACGGGAACGGCAACGGAACCAGGAUCAGGAUCAGGAGCAGCAGCAGGAGCAGGAGCACAGCAGCUACCCAUGGCGGCAGUACCGCCGUUGAGUGCCACAGCCACCUCGCUACAAAAGACAGCGGCCCGAGCAGCACUUGCGGCCCUGGCCCAGACCCAGCCCCAUGCCCAACACCCCCUAAGUGCCCUCAGCGCCCUUAAUGCCCACAAUGCCCACAUGCCCCUAAAUCCCAACCAGAUAAACCAGCAGCAGCAGCCGCUGCAGGCCUAUCCCGUGCGUCCCGGGUUUCCACAGCGCAUCAUCUCGCCGCCGCAUCGCGAGCCUCGCAGCAGCUCUCCCACCCUGCAGCCGCUGCACAUGCAACAGCAGCAGCAACAAACGCAACAACAUUUCGCCAGCCUGAUGAGCAACCAUAGCAACAACAAUACCAACAACACCAACAACAAGCUGCCGCUGAGCAGCGACAACAAUGCGGAGGACACCAGCAACGAUGUGUCCGAGAUAGGCACCAUUUCCGACCUAACCACACCGGAGGUGGCGAUGCCGGGAGCUGGAAUCGGAGCCGGAGGAGACCUAGCCGGCCGGGCGAUGACACCACCGACAGUUAGUAAUGGAACGGGAAUGGGAACGGGAAUGGGAUCAGGAGCCGGAAACGGAAACGGAAACGGUACAGCAACGUUAGUUGGAAACGGAACCGGUCCUGGUUUGGGUCCUCUGAGCCUCCACACCAAAUCCUCGACCUUUGACUAUCUGUACGAGUUCUCGGAGACGCGCAAGGUGCUGGAGGAGUUCUUCAAGUGUCCCUCCACCGACGAGCAACCCAUCAUGGAGAACGGCAGCGAUGUGGACAGCAUUGAUAUACAAUACGAGUUUCACAGCAACUUUGAACGCGACGAGGAGGAUCUGGCCGAAGAGGAAGAGGUCGAGGACGAUGACGAGGGCGAUGAUGACCUGGCCGACGAGGAGAACGACGAGGCCGAGGACGAGGACGAUGGCGUUUUGGACCAGGAUCAUGAGCUGAACUACCGCCAGCAGCAGCAGCAGGAGCAGCUGCAGGCUCCUCCCACCGAGCGCCAUGUCUACGGCGGCUAUGGCCAACAGGCGCCACAACAGCAGCAGCAGCAGCUUCCCGUCAUUGGCAUGGGCAUGACCCGGCGGCACUACAGUGGCAGUCCUUUGAUGCGGGACUUUGACUUCUUCCUGGACUCUGCCAGUCGGAGCAGCGGCGAGCGGGACGGCGAUCAGGACGGACUCAAUCACAACCAGUUGCUAAGCGCCGGCAGCAAUGGCCAGGUUGGCGUCGGCGUCGGCGUGGGCGUGGGUCCGGGCGGAGGACACAACUAUCGCUACUCGCCGGAGACCACCGACUACGACUCCAACUGCGGCGAUCUGGACAGUCUUUCCGGCGAGAUGAAUGGAGGGGUGUCCACCUCUUGCUCCAACUACGCCAAGUACUAUGCCUCGGCCAUGCCAGUGCUGGAGGAUGGCCUCUCCUCCGGUCACACCAGCGACACCGAGAACAACAACAACAAGAACCUGCAGCAGGCGCUGGCCAAUCAGGAACGGGAUAGAAUUGGGGGGGGACAGGGUGCCGCCCAGUGCCCGCCCACCAGCCUCAGCGCCAGCACCAGCAUUGGCGGCAGUGGUGGGAUUUCCAUGCUGAUGGACAUGAAGCGCAUCUCCACGAACAACAGCCUGAACAGCAUGCAUAACCUGACAACCACCACGGCUUCCACCACGGACAGCAAUGGCAUCGGAGGAGUGGGUCCCAGUCCCCCCAGCAACGGACUGGUCAAGCCGCAAUCACAGUCGCAGCCUCCGCUCCUGGGCCAGAGUCCCAGCAACCACAGCAAAGUGUUCAAGAACAUCGAUCCGGAGCUGGAUUCGCUCUACUCGAUCAGUGUUUUCCACCGCCCGGACACGGUGCAGAUGACGCCACCGCCGCCCGCGCCGGCACCGCAUCGCAAGCCCAAUGCUAACAGCAAUGGCCAGGCCGAUGUGGAUCUGCUGCAGCCCAGCAGCAAGCAUACUCCCCUGGCGGUGGCCAUUAGCUCCACGCUGCAGCGCAGCUCUCCCACCGGAACCGGAGGCUUGAACUCGAAGCCAAGGAGUGCGGCCAGUAACUGCAGCAGCAGCAAUGGCGGCGGCGGAGGAGUGCCUCCACCCAUACCGGAGAGGAGCAAUCUUCCGCCCGCUCAACGGUCGCCAUCACCGGGCCUCAACUCACCCGUGUGGCUGUCACGUCACCUGGACGGCAACGGGGGCGGUGCUGGGAAGGCUCUGCUUGAGUCCGCCUCGGACAACCACUCGAAAAACCACAGUGCCGAUGAGGAGGACGUGGACACUGACCUGGAGACGGACCGUCUGCUGGGCCACCAGCGGCUGGACGAUCAGGGCUAUUACGAUGAAAACAAGAGCUGGGACCGCAAGCCGCGCUCGCUGCUCUCGAAAAUCUCGCCUAAGCAGCAGCAGAUGCCCAGCACCAAGACGCGCAACGGCUACAAUGCGCUGCUCAGCUCCACGCCGGAGCUGCCGCCACCGAUUCCGCCCAAGAGCCAGCAGUCCGGCCUGGGUGGACUCUCGCAGGGCAAGCUCUUGGAUCUGGUCGGUGGCAUGGUGCAGCGCAGUCUGUCGCGCAGCAGCUCCUCGGAGCACAGUGACAAGUCGCCCAGUAAACUGGUCACUACCACCUCUGGCGGUGAUCUGUGCUCGGCCGGAUCCGUGGAUGUGGUGGCCUCGGCAGUGGCGGCCACAACGGCGGCAGCAGUGGCAGCAGCAGCAGCAGCGGCGGCGGCGGCAGCCGGAACAACCCCGGCCCUGGGGAGUCCUGGAAAUGGAGGCGGAUCAGAGAGAUCCGCAGCGGGCGGUGGCGGUGGAGGAGGAGGAGGAGGAGGAGCAGGGAAUACCGGCGGAUCAGGAGCUGGCAUCAAGCAGCUUGGCGGCGAGCCUUCGGAGAAUGGAGCCUCCAAUGGAGGGACGGCAACGGCCACAGCCGCAGUGGUGGCCAAUGGCGGCGGUGCGAACACGGGCAGCGGAAGCGGAAGUGGCAGCAACAGCGGCGGCACGAACAUAGCCAAUGCAACGGCCAAUGGCAACGGAAGCGGAGCUGGCAGCAACAGCAACAGCGGCAGCGGCGAGAAAAAAGUGAAAAAGAGUAAGAGCAAAGAAGGCGGUGCAGUGCUUAUCGAGGGCGUGCUCUUCCGGGCCAAGUACCUGGGCUCCACGCAGCUGGUCUGCGAGGGUCAGCCCACGAAGUCGACGCGCAUGAUGCAAGCGGAGGAGGCCGUUUCCCGGAUUAAGGCGCUGGCCCCCGAUGGCGAUGUGCAGCCCAGCACCGAGGUGGAUCUGUUCAUCUCGACGGAGAAAAUCAUGGUGCUGAACACGGAUCUCAAGGAGAUCAUGAUGGACCACGCCCUGCGCACCAUCUCCUAUAUUGCCGACAUUGGAGAUCUUGUGGUAUUGAUGGCCCGCCGACGUUUCGUGCCCCAGGACAUCGAUGACGCCCCCAAGCCCAAUCGCACGCCCAAGAUGAUCUGCCAUGUGUUCGAGAGCGACGAGGCCCAGUUCAUAGCCCAGUCCAUUGGUCAGGCCUUCCAGGUGGCCUACAUGGAGUUCCUCAAGGCGAACGGCAUCGAGGACCAUCGCUUUGUCAAGGAGAUGGACUACCAGGAGGUGCUCAACAGCCAGGAGAUCUUCGGCGACGAACUGGAGAUUUUCGCCAAGAAGGAGCUGCAAAAGGAGGUCGUUGUGCCCAAGGCCAAGGGCGAGAUUCUAGGCGUGGUGAUCGUGGAGAGCGGCUGGGGCUCGAUGCUGCCCACUGUGGUGAUUGCCAAUCUAAUGAGCUCCGGAGCAGCGGCUCGGUGCGGGCAGCUAAAUAUCGGCGACCAACUGAUUGCCAUCAACGGGCUGAGCCUCGUCGGGCUGCCGCUGUCCACCUGCCAGACGUACAUCAAGAACACCAAGAACCAGACAGUGGUGAAGUUCACGGUGGUGCCAUGUGCCCCCGUCGUCGAGGUGAAGAUAAAGCGGCCGGAGACCAAGUACCAACUCGGGUUCAGCGUCCAGAAUGGAGUGAUCUGUAGUCUACUGCGUGGUGGCAUCGCGGAGCGGGGCGGCGUCCGUGUGGGCCACCGCAUCAUCGAGAUCAACAACCAGAGCGUGGUGGCUGUGCCCCACGAGAAGAUUGUCAACUUGCUGGCCACAUCCGUGGGAGAGAUACUCAUGAAAACGAUGCCCACGUCCAUGUUCCGCCUGCUCACUGGCCAGGAGAAUCCCAUAUAUAUUUAAGCCAGCCUGCUGGAGGAAGGAUAAUAAGCGGCGAUUAUUGUUAACUAUAAAAGAAACCAAAAAUCAUAUGAGGAUAUUACGGUAUUUAGUAUAUAUACCUAUACAUAUAUAGAGCGAGAUAGAGCGAGAGAGAGGGAUGUAUAUGCGUGUAUAGGUUUAGGAGGAUAUGAUUUAGCUUACCUAUAUAUUUACACAUCUAUAUAUACAUAUAUAUAUACGUUUUUUUUUCGUGAAUAACCUAGACAAAGUUCGAUCGGAGGCGAGUUGAGAGCAGCUACUACGACAAAUAAGGAAAGACGAAGCGAUAACUAAACACACAUGGCACGCCUUUUGCAAAGCUUAGUAAUAAUAGUUAAUAACAAGGCCGACGGACAUACGGAUAUAACUAGUAUAUAUAUAAUAACAAUGAUGAUGAUGAUGAACACAAUGACCUUUUUGCGAAAACGUCCUUAGCUUAGUUGAACGGCAACACUAGUCAGAGAUUAAGGCGGUUAGAAAAAGACCCCCGUCACCCCCCCAGAUCCCAUAUAUGCUUACGCCCCAUUAUUUAUUGUAAAAACCAAAAGGACACGAGCACAAGGCAACUCAAGACCCCAACCGAAUCGGGAUUCGCAGCAGGCAGCUCUUUUGAUAUAGUCUAUAUAUACAUAUAUAUAUACAACAUAUAUAUAAUCCACACACUAUAUAGCACCCCGAUAUAUUUAUAUAUAUUUAACAGAACGGAAUGCUUGGGUCAGAUAGUAAAUUGGGAAAUUGUCAAAGCGUUUUCCACUCGCACACAUAGCCGAGAAUUUUGAUAGUUGUAACGGAUAUAGCCUGAUCGUAUAUUGUGUAUUUGUAUUGCGUAAAUUGAGGAGCUCCUUACACACAGACCCACCCCACAUGCCCCAUAUAGAGGAUUUAGUUUAGCAGACACAACAGACACUCUACACUCUACAUUCUACACUACAGGCAGACACUCACUAGACACACACAAUCACACCCACUUAGACGCUUCGAUUUCAAACCAUCUUCGUCCAAAAAUUGUGCUACUACUCGUUAAACAAGUUGAUAGAUAUAGAGAGAGAGAGAGAGAUAGAGGGAUAUUGAAAAGGAUAUUAGAAAGGCAGAAAAAGACAGGCUUAGGCAAUGAUAGAUACGAAAGCGACAGGAACAGAGAUAGACCGGCAGAAAGAGACAGAUAUGGACGGCAAGAAAGAGAGAUAUCGAUAUCGUACGUACCUAGUUUCGCUUUACAUAGAGAGUUAUUGCGGCGAAAGGGAGACGGCAACAGGAACAGUCAGAGACAGAGACAGCGAUCGUAAGGGGCAUUGCAUUUCUAUGUGUGUGUACAAUGUGUGUGUGUAAAAUACUCGCUUUUCGGCCCACAAAAAAAUAAGAAAACAAAAACAAAAUGCAAUCCACUAAGGGAACUAUUAUUAACUACGAGUACGAUCUAAUUAUGCAACGGCAUUUAACGACUUUUGGCCGAAUUUCCGCUGCUUGGCACGGGCCACGCCCACGCCCCACAACAAAAAACAAAAAAAAAAAAACAAAAAAAACUAUUAUGAAAACCAAAAACAGCUUCUGCAAAAGAAAAACCAAAGUUAAACUGAAAGGAAAACGAAGAAACCAAUGCAUACAACAACUAAUGAGUAAUGAAUUGUUUUUUUUUUUCGUGAUGUACAUUAUUUAUAUAUAUGAAAAAUGGAAAUUGCAUUAACAAAUUUAAUGGAUAUAUUGAAUAUUUAUUAAAAACAAGAAAACCGCAUAGAAACUAUAUAAGAACCGAUCAUAACGAUGAUUAUUUGUAAAGGCGAACUAAACCCAGAAUAGAAACCGAAAACAAGAAAAUAAAUAAUGCAAAGGAAUAUAUAAUCACAUGCGUAACAAAAUUAUAAAACCAAAAAUUGAGAAUAAUAAACAGAA
This is a messenger RNA of Drosophila kikkawai, 9592 nucleotides long. Lineage: Eukaryota; Metazoa; Arthropoda; Insecta; Diptera; Drosophilidae. The record is from RefSeq and is a predicted model, not a curated record.